AUGACUUCAUUAAUCUACAGGAACCAAGCCCGUGCUGCAGGGCCGUUAUGCGCCAACAGCUCGGAGCCCCAAAGCCCUCCGCAACUGGUGGACGCCUGGCUGGUGCCCCUUUUCUUCGCUGUGCUGAUGGUGGUGGGGCUGGCGGGCAACUCCUUGGUCAUCUACGUCAUCCUCAAACACAAGCAAAUGAGGACGGUCACCAAUUUUUAUAUCGCCAAUUUGGCCAUCACCGACAUCAUUUUCUUGGUAUGCUGCGUGCCGUUCACUGCCGCCCUCUACCCGCUUCCAGGCUGGGUCUUCGGGGAGUUUAUGUGUAAAUUUGUCAACUACAUUCAGCAGGUCUCGGUGCAAGCCACGUGCGUCACCCUGACGGCCAUGAGCGUUGACCGGUGGUAUGUGACCGUGUUCCCGCUCCGAUCCCUGCGCCAGCGCACCCCCCGCGUCGUCACCGCUGUCAGCAUCAGCAUCUGGGUCGGUUCCUUCGUUGUCUCCACCCCGGUGGUGGUGUACAACCGGCUGACUGAAGGCUACUGGUUUGGCCCACGCACGUACUGCAGCGAGGCCUUCCCUUCCGCCUCGCACGAGAGGGCCUUCACCCUCUACAACUUCUUGAUGGUCUAUCUCCUGCCCCUGCUGACCAUCCUCCUUUGCUACACAGCCAUGGUGAACCAGAUGGCGCGCCGCCCUGCCGUGGGGCCGUCCGACAACCACGCCCAGGUGCAACAGCUGGCAGAGCGCUCCGAAGCCAUGCGGGCCAAGAUUUCCCGCAUGGUGGCCAUCAUCGUGACCCUCUUUGCCAUCUGCUGGGGCCCCAUGCAGCUCCUGCUCCUCCUCCAGGCCUGCGUCCCCAGCUUCCAGCGCAACUAUUAUACCUACAAACUCAAGAUCUGGGCCCACUGCAUGUCCUACGCCAACUCCUCCGUCAACCCCAUCGUCUACGCCUUCAUGGGCGCCAACUUCCGGAAGGCCUUCAGGAAAGUCUUCCCGUUCGCCUGCAAGCAGAGGGUGGGCAGCUGCGACGUCGUCGCCGGCCGCCCCCACCACGUCAACAUGGAGUUGCAGUUUGUCUCCUCGGGGAUGUAA
Molecule: messenger RNA, 1083 nt
Organism: Hemicordylus capensis (graceful crag lizard)
Lineage: Eukaryota; Metazoa; Chordata; Lepidosauria; Squamata; Cordylidae
Gene: KISS1R
Product: KISS1 receptor
Exons: 6
Coding region: 1-1083 (360 amino acids)
Biological process (GO): neuropeptide signaling pathway
Cellular component (GO): membrane
Molecular function (GO): G protein-coupled peptide receptor activity
Source: RefSeq, a predicted model, not a curated record